Messenger RNA from Saitoella complicata NRRL Y-17804, 682 nucleotides. RefSeq lists its product as uncharacterized. The transcript has a single exon. Lineage: Eukaryota; Fungi; Ascomycota; Saitoellomycetes; Saitoellales; Saitoellaceae. Bases 103 to 492 code for a protein of 129 amino acids. The record is from RefSeq and is a predicted model, not a curated record.
CACCGGGCAACCUUUGGGUUAGGCGUGUGGCGUGCGUGUCUAUAAUGGCGAGGUGAACCGAGUCCAGCGACUCACAUUACAUACUGCUGACGGACAAACCCCAUGUCACCAAGGGAGGGCCAUGCGAUCUGGUCAGCAAACAAGAGGAUGGUAGCCCUUUUUUCUGAAGUGCAAGGGGCAAAGUCGACGUCCGAAGUCGAAAGUCGAGACUCGAAGCCGAAAGGCACAAAGCAGUAUACUGCACACUUGAAUGUCUCCAUCCCCAAUAACCUCCGCCAGGACAAGCGGUCCAAAGCGGAUCGACACCAACCCUUGACCAACCAAAAAAAUGCGGCAAACGCACCCCUCGAGGAUUCCCACCCAAGGGCAAUCUCUGUGGCAACAUCCGGACGCUACCCCGAUAGGCCCAAGUAUGGGCAAGGGUCGGGUGGUGCUAGAAGUCUUGCUGCUACAUGUCUUGCGGGGCCAAGGAAGGCCGACAGCGCCCAUUGAAGGCAACGCGUCGGGGCCCGCAACCCUUUGCAACUAGGUCAGGGAUUGCGUACCGGUCCUUCCAUUGGGCUCGUUUGAGGGCGAAGGGGACAGCAAUCCGUAAAUCACGGUCGAUCGUGCACAAACUUCCGGAGACAGUCAAGUACGAGUUCGUUGUCAGGCCCAUAUGUUAUCUCAUUGUUGACUGGAC